Messenger RNA from Amphibalanus amphitrite, 1254 nucleotides. Its product is annotated as ras-like protein family member 10B. NCBI's taxonomy places the organism in Eukaryota, Metazoa, Arthropoda, Thecostraca, Balanomorpha, Balanidae. Gene Ontology annotation, molecular function: GTP binding; GTPase activity. The transcript has 3 exons. Bases 294 to 935 code for a protein of 213 amino acids. The record is from RefSeq and is a predicted model, not a curated record.
GGGGUCGGUCGCCGCCGCCGGCCGGCAGUGUCGGCGGGAUGGCGGCACGGGCGGCGGGUAGUGCACGGGGCUCGGUGCCGGCCGCUCAGCAGGUGUAGGCACGGUGCACGGGGCGGCGCGCGGCCGCGGCGGGCCACCGCCGGAACCGGAGCCGCGGUCGGAGCCGGGGCAGGAGCCGGAGCCGGAGCCGGAGCAGGUGGACCUUCUGUCAGAGGAGCGACCGCUACGUGGAACGGCUUCAGGGGGCCCAGCCGCUCCGAGAUGAGCGGCAGGUCUGAGGCUGGCCGCGUCACAUGGAGGUCAUCCGGGUCGUGGUUAUCGGCGCGCCGCAGGUCGGCAAGUCGACCCUGGUCAAGCAGUUCGUGCAGAGCGCGGCGCCCGGCCGGCCGGCCUGCUCGCUCUCGGACGGCUGUCCGCGGCACACCUACUUCCCGGCCGUGCUGCUGAACAGCCGACUGUUCGCGUUCCGGCUGCACGACGUGUCGGGCGUGCGCCGCUUCCCGGCCGGCGCCGACCAGGAGUGGAGCCAGUGCCGCGCGCUCGGACUGCGCAGCGCCGCCGCCUACCUGCUCGUGUUCGACCUCACGUGCGCCGACUCGUUCCGCUACAUCCGCGCCAUCCGCGAGCAGAUGCUCGAGUCGCGCGACAUGCAGCGCGUGCCCGUCAUCGUGGUGGGCAACAAACGAGACCGGGUGGCGGCGCGCGACACCCGCGACUGUCGAGACUUCUCGGCCACCGUGCGCAAACAGUGGAAGUGGCCGUACGUCGAGUGUUCGGCCAAGUUCAACUACCGCGUGCUGCAGGUGUUCCGCGAGCUGACAAUGGCGCUGGAUGCGCUGCGGCAGGAGGAGCUGGCGCCGGCCACCGAGACGAGCGCGGCCGCGGCGCGCUCGGCCGCCGACGGCGGACUCUGCGGACACUGCGCCAUCCAGUAGCCGGUGCCGGAGCCGAGCCGCGGACUGCCAGCCACCAGCCCUUUUUUAUCACUGUUGGCCGCGAGUGAGGUGGUGCUAGUGUGACGACGUACCGUGUACAAGGCGAGCAAGUGCAAACCGCGGCGCGCAGCGGUGGGGGCGGCGCGCACCGCGGGGCAAUAAGGAGUGCAGUGCCUCCGGCGGGAGCGGGUGGCACCACGGGGGCGCGCCGGCCGCCGCGGCCCAGCCCAGUCUUUCACCGGCGCCGCCGCGAGACGGCCGACCGAGCUCGCUGCGAGUGACCGCCUCUGUCGCCCUUCCAAUACACGUCAACCUGUGA